AUAAUCAGUAUAUUAACUGCAUUAUAAAAGUCCGCAGAACGAAUCAAUCCAAAUAUAAGAAAUCUUUUGUAAAUGAUUGAAAAUAAUCUGUGUUUUAUUCAUAACAGGUAGGGGCAUACUCUGUUCCCUAUGUAUCCGGCAUCAACGCCGUCCCAAGAAGUGUCCGGCAGGCCGAGCGACUUGGAAUGAAGUCCCUUGUACCACCAUUCCCCGACAAGCCUGCAAGACUCACCAGAACAGCGUCUCGCACAAGGAAGCUGUCAUAUUUGAGUCCACGGCAGCGACGACAGCCGGCAGUAUUGAGGGAGGAUUCGUACAGGAGAGAGAUGCCAACUGUGACUCCAUGCGGAAGGCAAUGAUGCUACUUUACUGGCUGGUGAAGGAAGAGAUUCCGCACCAUACGAAGUCCGAGUCACUCGUGGACACCAUCAAGGGGAUGGGGAUGGACGUGCUGAACAUGCUGACGCUCGGAGGCAAUGCCAACUACAUGAGCAAUAACUUCGUGCACAAGACGGUGGUCCUGUUUGGAAACGUCAUCUUCAGAGACAUUGUGGCAGAGAUCCAGCAGUCGCCAUUCUACUCGGUGAUGAUCGAUGAGACGAAAGACAUUGCCACUCACAGCCAGCUGACCAUCUAUGUGCGAUAUCUUCAUAUGGGCUCCAGUAAGACAGUGUUUUGCUCACUAGUGAAAGUUAACAACGGGAAGUCCGACACCAUCCGGGCUCCUAUCAUCCAGUUCUUGCGUGAUGCUCAACUGCAGCUGAACAAGAUGUGCGCGUUUUGCAGCGAUGGUGUGGCAGCCAUGCUGGUGAAGAAGAAUGGCGUUGCUGCACAACUCCAAACCAUGGUACCCACAUCCUGGUGAACCACUGCGUCGUCCACCUUCUGGCGUUAGCCAGCUCACAGGCCGCUGAAAAUGUGCCAUACUUCCAUAAGUGCCACAGCUUUUCCGGUUUUAUCACGCUAGUGGUGUUAGAACAGCUUCUCUUUUAGAGAUUCAGAGCCUAAGGUGAACGUCACUGAAGCAAAGAUGUUUGAUGGUUGUCCCACAACAAGGCCGUGAAGGUGAUCAGACACUGUCUGCCGUACCUGCUUACCAGUCUGGAGCAUGAGGCAAGAGAGCGAUGCGACAUAGUGGCACAGGGGCUGGCUAUUUUCAUGCAGCAAUACCGAUUCGUGGCAGCUCUGAUGAUGAUGUCAGAAUUUGCCCGUACUGGUGAACCUGUCCUUUGCGCUGCAGAUAUGUUACAUCAGAGCAAUGAACAAUGAAAACAUCCUUAUUUAUUAAAAUGAGAAUUUAUUCAAUAUUUAUUUUACCUUAUUGAUACAAAAAAGCUCUGUAUAAACAUGUGUUUUUCAAAUAAAUGAAGUAAAAAUGCAUUGAUAGUUGAACACCUGUAGUAUAUAUUCACAGUGUCAUGGAUGCACGUCUUUUGCUUCACAUUUCAGACAAAGGAUUCGGUCUACACCACAGUCGAAACUCUUGUGAUGGGUGCCAUCAACACGGUCCGGUCAAUGAAAGAGCUGAACUACAGGGAGCUUCCCAAUACCAUAGGGCAACUGUCAGACCAGCCGUUUCGCUUCAAGAAACCCAGCACAAACGACGUCUCAGAUUUCAAGAAUAACGUCUUUGACGUUAAAGUUUAUCGACGCCGUUGUCACCAAUCAGAAGAGCAGAUUCCCUCACAUCCCCGUGAUUAACUCUGAUUUGCAGAUGCUGGUGGAGCAGUUUACCGCAGUACUACCAGAUGCCACCAAGUACAGGGUCCUCAGAACACCAUCGCUCUACCCUGAAACGAGUAAAGACGGCGCAGCAAAACUGUCUGCAAAAUGAGGCACUGAACGCAGUUUUACGCGUUUCCAUGGAGGGUCCUAGUGUGGCAGACUUCUCCAAGACGGAGGCAGAGAAGAUUGUGUGCGAGUGGGCGAGAGAGAAACGCCGGCUCCUUGUUUGAUUGUAAAAUAACUGUGUUAAGAUAUCUGUGUAAACAAGGGUUAUGCUAUGUCGUUGUAUGCAAUUGGGUCAUGUUCCCGUCUUAAGUUUUAUGAAGUUAU
Mya arenaria is the source of this 2055-nucleotide messenger RNA. RefSeq names its product SCAN domain-containing protein 3-like. Lineage: Eukaryota; Metazoa; Mollusca; Bivalvia; Myida; Myidae. The transcript is spliced from 2 exons. Bases 344 to 865 code for a protein of 173 amino acids. The record is from RefSeq and is a predicted model, not a curated record.